AUGUCUCGUUUGGAAGUGAUCUGUUCUAAAUUAUUGGGUAAGUUCUUAUUGGGUUUUCAUUUUCAUGACUUACCUAAAGAUAUCCUUUUCUUCCUCAUUCUGAUUUUGGUUUUCGUAUCACGGAUGUUGGUUCGCGCUUUAUGGCCGCGUUGCCCAGUUUGGGCUGCUCGCGUUUUCACUCUGUUGAGUGUAACAACAGCACUUUUUUAUUAUUCUUCUUUGAUGACCACAGCGGAAUGGGUAACGAACCUGAUCAGAAUGCGGGGGGGAUCCGCUGCGGGCAACCCCGAUGGAACCUCUAGCCCGUCCUCGUCGUUUUUCCAGGGGCUUUCUCGGGAGAUACCCGGGGCACCUGUGGAACCUGGGCAAGAGGUGCAGCAGCCGGAAAUGGCUUUAGCGGCGCCUAAUCCAUCGAUUCAGCCAACUGAUCGGGGAGAGCAGAGCCGUCGAGUGCUCCGCUUGGGCCGGACCAGCCAGAGGACAGCAGUGCACCUUCAAGGCCGCUUACCGAGCAAGAUAUCAGGACUAUGGAACAGUUAUUCGAUAUUGAAGAAGAAUUGA
Zea mays is the source of this 561-nucleotide messenger RNA. The record is from the annotation of a RefSeq genome assembly. NCBI's taxonomy places the organism in Eukaryota, Viridiplantae, Streptophyta, Magnoliopsida, Poales, Poaceae.